This is a messenger RNA of Pistacia vera, 441 nucleotides long. RefSeq lists its product as uncharacterized. Bases 39 to 344 code for a protein of 101 amino acids. The transcript is spliced from 2 exons. Lineage: Eukaryota; Viridiplantae; Streptophyta; Magnoliopsida; Sapindales; Anacardiaceae. The record is from RefSeq and is a predicted model, not a curated record.
UAAAAGAGAAUUCAAUUAAUUAAGUAGUUCUUAGAGAGAUGGCUAAGGCAAAUUACAACAAAAGAGCUAUGAUUCUCAACUUGGUUUUAAUGCUCUCUCUUUUUCUUGUCAUCUCCAUGGCUGAGAGCAGAAAAGCUAAUGGGGCUCGCGUCUUGAAAGCAAGGAAGCCUAGAUGCAGCCUAGAAUGCGAAUCAGUGUUCGGUGUUGAAAGCGGAGACACUUGCUUUGGGAUUGCACAGCUAUUCAACCUGACCACCGAGGUUUUCGAUUCGAUCAACCCUAAUCUUAACUGCGAGGCUCUCUUCGUUGGCCAGUGGCUCUGUGUUGCCGGCUCACCCUGCUAAUGAAUCAACUGCGCUGAUCAUGAAUGCUUCCUCGAUUACUUUAGAUUAAUAAGCAUCGACCGCCAAACUACUUGAUGCAUCGAUAAUGAAUAAGAUA